Acyrthosiphon pisum (pea aphid) is the source of this 1946-nucleotide messenger RNA. Its product is annotated as UDP-glucuronosyltransferase 2B17. The coding region runs from base 190 to 1737 and encodes 515 amino acids. The record is from RefSeq and is a predicted model, not a curated record. NCBI's taxonomy places the organism in Eukaryota, Metazoa, Arthropoda, Insecta, Hemiptera, Aphididae. Gene Ontology annotation, molecular function: UDP-glycosyltransferase activity. The transcript has 4 exons.
CACCUUGUAUAAGCAUAGGCGUCGCCCUAUCAAUUCUUAACUAUUAUCUAUGGUUGGACUAGAUUUCAGUCCUGAUGCACUUUUCAUGUAGGUAUAUUGUUCUUCAGUGGAUUUUUAAUUUUUAUUUUAGCUUCUUAUUUACUUCUAUAAGACACUAUUUAACACUACGUUUUCGAAGUAGUCGUAACAAUGAGCACGUUGUUUCGUACAAUAAUAUUACCAGUGUUUUGUAUUCUUACCGUUUCGAUGACAUGUUAUGUAUCUAUCGAUGCACUGCAAAUACUUGCAAUAGAAAGUGUUGCUGGUAAGAGUCAUUGGAAUUUUAUGAGUGCUGUUCUCCGAUCUUUGACGGACGCUGGUCAUAAUGUUACCGUGUUUACUCCAUUUCUCGAUGGCAAUCGGGAAAACUAUACAGAAGUCUACUUAAAUGUACCAUCGGUAGUCGAAAUUAAUAUUGAAGAAACGUUGAACACAUUUGGGAAACCUACUACGAUGAUACCUACACUCAUGAACAUGAGUCGAUACUUUUGCAAUAUUGCUUAUGAACAACGGGAUAUGCGAGAGAUCUUAUACGGCGGUAAAUCAAAUUAUGAUAUUAUUUUCACUGAAGUAGUGUCAUCGGAAUGUGUAUCAUAUAUAGCUUCCAAGCUGGAAUUGCCACUGAUAUAUUUAAUUCCUUCGCCAAUGAUAACCCACAUCGAGCAUACUAUAUUGGGAGACGUAUCAAAUCCAGCAACAGUAUCCCAUCUGAUGGCCCAUAAUGCGGUACCUAGAACAUUUGCUCAACGAUUUUUAAAUGUCGUGUUUUUAGGGUAUAGUUUAUUUGCGUUAAAAUAUAAAGAAAUGGAAAUGAAAAAAAUUGAUUCACAACCAUAUGAUCUGGUAGAACCUUUAAAACCGACGUUAGUGUUCAUGAACACACAUUAUAUUACCUAUGCACCAAGUUCUAUGCCUGCAAGCUUAAUACAAGUUGGAGGGAUACAUCUGAAAAAGCCAAAAAGCAUACGAAAUGAUGUACUGGAGUUCAUUGAGAACUCACCACAUGGAGUAAUUUAUUUUACGUUUGGCUCAGUCGUAUCAAUGUCAACUUUACCAGACCAUAUUCAGAACGCAUUCAAAGAAGCUUUAGCACAAGUACCUCAGAGGGUAUUAUGGAAAUACGAAGGAGAAAUGAAAGAUAAACCAAUAAACGUAAUGACAAGUAAAUGGUUUCCUCAGCGUGAUAUACUCAUGCAUCCAAAUGUAAAAUUAUUCAUUAGUCACGGAGGUAUAUUUGGUGUAUAUGAAGCUGUAGAUGCAGGUGUCCCUGUUCUUGGAUUCCCUCUCUUCUACGAUCAACCUAAAAAUAUUGAUAACUUAGUUGAAGCAGGAAUGGGGAUUUCUAUGGAUCUGUUAACAUUACAAAAAGAUGAAUUGAUAAAAAAUAUUUUAGAACUCAUUAAUAAUGAAAAAUACAUGCAAAAUGCUAAAAUCGUUUCUGAUAGAUUUAAAGACCGACCGAUGUCACCAGCAGAAUCAGUUGUUUACUGGACAGAGUACGUGAUUCGACAUAAAGGUGCACCACAUUUAAAAUCUCACGCAUUUAAUUUGACGUGGUAUCAAUACUUUUUAUUAGAUGUUAUUUUUGUUAUAUUAUUUUUUAUUUCCUUUACUAUUUUCAUUAAUUACAAACUUUUUAAACUUAUUUAUUACUGCUUUUUAAAAUAUUCACAACCUAUGAAACCUAAAUUAGAAUAAUUUAAGUACCUACCAUCAUAAUAUUAUUAAAUUAUUGAAGUAUACGUUCAAUAAACUACAGUUUUUAUAUCGAUAGCUAUAAUAUUAUAAAUAAAUUAAUAAGUAAUUUAAAGGCAUCAUAUUACCCACAUAAAAAAAUUACGUUUUUGUGUAUUAUAGCUACCCUGUUGGCUGUUGAUAUCCUAAAUAUAUAUUUUGACAUUUUGUUA